UAUUUUUUGGGUUGUGGAAUGAAUCAUCUGAGUUUCCAUUAUUUCUAAUGGGAAAAUUCGCUUUGAUAUUCGAGUGCUUUGGAUUACAAGCACGUUUCCGGAAUGAAUUAUGUUCGCAGUCUGAGGUUUUACUGUAUUUAUGACAUAUGAACGAUCAGUGAAAUUUAUAUUUAUAAUGGAUAUGUUUAUACUUGGGGUGUCACGGUGGUGCAGUGGUUAACACUGUUGUCUCACUGUUGUCUCCACCAAGUUUGUAUGUUCUCCCUGUGUCAUUAUGGGGUUUCCUCCAGCUACUGAAGUUUCCUCCCACAGGCUGAAGACAUGCUGAGGCUCAUUGGAGUUACCGAAUUGCCCAUAACAUGGUUAUGUGAGUGAAUGGUGUGUGAUUGUGCCCUGCGAUGGGUUGGCGCCCCAUCCUGGGUUGUUCUCUGCCUUGCGGCCAUAGUCUCUGGGAUCGGAUGGACUGUGCUGCCUGGACAUGGCAAGAUGUUUAGAAUCCAUCCCUGUAGAGCCACAUCCCAGCUGGCAUCAGUGCACACACUUCCACAAAAAAGCUCCAUCAUUUUUGAAUGUCCUCUUUUCUUUGCUCCUCUAUUUCUCCCUGAAGAACCUCAAUGAGAUAACUGUACCAGUGUUUUUGGAAGAACUGAAAAACACCACAGAAAACCUUCAAAACGAAAUAGAGAAUUCAACUGCCACUAUUUCUGCUAUUGUCGACAUUCUGAGCAGAAUUUCUGCCAUUACACAAACCAUCAACAGUGACGUGAUGACAAAUGUUUUGAAAACAGUGACAAUUUUAGUUUCAGACCAAUCUGACAAAUCCUGGGCAGAACUGAACAGCGAUACCAAAACCCAAAAUACAAGCUCUGCUUUGCUGGAAUCAGUAGAAAAAAUUGCAGAAAAUCUUUUAAGUGACUCCUUUAAAAUAAGUACAAAAAACAUUGAGUUAAGCAAAACAACAUUUACAAGCACUUUCAGUACAAGUUUGAACUCAUCUCAGAUAUUCAUCCCAAGACAAGGUCUUCCCAUCAACACGGGUAUCACAGUUAUCGUCUUUACGACUCUUGAGUUUGUCUUACCUCCACGGAGCACUGGAAACAGAAAGAAUGACUCCAUCAAUGGAAUUGUCAUGUUAGUUUAUGUAAAUGAAACCAUUAAUAACAUUUCAAUGACGUUCGACAAAAUAAGUAAAACAAAAGGAAACAACCAGUGUGUUUUUUGGAACUUCAAACUUUUUCAAGGCAUUGGAGGCUGGGACGCUACUGGAUGUGAACUGCAAUCUGAAACGAAUGACAGCAUCACCUGUUCCUGUAACCACCUGACUUCCUUUUCGAUGUUAAUGUCACCUUUUGUACCUGAAUCCAUUGAGGAUGCUCUAAAUUACAUCACGUACUUUGGAGUCGGCAUAUCAAUGGGAUGUCUGGUCUUAUGCCUUAUAAUUGAAGCAUUUGUAUGGAGAGUUGUCACUAAGAACAGCACGUCACACAUGCGACACGUCGCUAUAGUGAACAUUGCUCUGUCUCUGCUGAUUGCUGACAUAUGGUUCAUCAUUGGAGCAGCAGUGUCAAACGUAGGCCAGAGCACACCGGAGAAAGCAUGCAGUGCUGCAACCUUCUUCAUUCAUUUCUUUUACCUUGCCUUGUUCUUCUGGAUGCUGAUCUCAGCUCUCUUCCUCUUCUACCGUACCAUGAUGGUUUUCUCCCGCAUGUCAAAGCGCACUAUGAUGGCCAUUGCCUUCACGGUGGGUUACGGAGCACCACUCAUCAUUGCUAUAAUCACCAUUGCAGUCACUGCUCCCAAAAAUGGCUACUUUAGGCAAGAUGAUGCAUGUUGGCUGAACUGGUACCAGACUGAUGCCCUCUUGUCAUUUGUGAUUCCGGCCUUGAUCAUUGUUGUUGUGAACCUGUUGAUUCUAAUUGUGGUUCUAUAUAAACUACUGAUGAGGGGUGUUGGUGAGAACCGUCAGUCUGAGGAGAAGAAUGCUCUGGUGGUCAUCGCAAGGUGUGUCGCUGUUUUGACUCCCAUCUUUGGCAUCACCUGGGGACUUGGCGUAGGGACCAUGGUGGCACCUGCUAAUCCCGGAGUCCACAUUGCAUUUUCAGUCCUCAAUUCACUUCAGGGAUUCUUCAUUUUAAUAUUUGGGACUCUCCUAGACAGCAGUGUUCGAACAGCCAUCAUGGGAAAAAUUUUGUUUCUGCCAAAAACAUGUAACAGAAUAAGGAGUACAGGUGCAGGUGCAUCCUCUUGGGCUGCCCAUUUUAGAAGAGGAAGAAAAAACUUCUACAAUGUUUCAGAAGCUACAAGUUCAAGCCAGUCAUCAGAAUCAUUCAUUAAUUUGUAAAUAUUUCUGAGGUAUUUGAGUAUUUGAAAAUCAAAAUUUUAAAACAAUGUCUCUGUAGUGUCAUUGUAGAUGGUAGUGUAACUUAUUAAACUAUUAUGAAAUAGGCUGAGAUUUAAAUGUUUAUGCUAUGUAAUGAUCCAUUGAUGCUUGUAAAUUGAAAUACAAAUUAAGGACUGAAUGUUCUUAAUUUGCUAACAUACAACACUCUCAAGUGGUUGAAUAGAUGUGACUGUUUGAGUGAAUGCAAAAUUUGCUUAAAGACAAAUCAGUUUUUUUGUACUUUUCAACUUAUAUCCUGGAAAGAGUUUAGCUUUGAGAAAAUGUGAUGAAGAAUAUUAGGUUUAAAGUUAUGUUUUUUUUAUUUUAUUAAUUUAGAUUAAGUUUAUUCAUUUAGGGGCUGUGCAACAUUAAACAUAAUAAAUAAACCAAUUUUAUGGUCAUGCAUAAAUGUGCAAAUUACCAUUCUUAAAAGUAUAUUUUUCUUUUUAGUUUCUUAGUACUUUGGUAAUUUGACUGUUUAGUUAUGAAACUUUGCAGCUGAAACAGUGGUUGAAAAGCAUUGCUGUUUAUUGUUAAAGAAUCAUUCAUACACCUCCAUUAACAGGCCCUGCUGUUAGUUUUGUUCUGCUUUCUUAAAUAAAAGUUACAAGAACGACA
Molecule: messenger RNA, 2998 nt
Organism: Paramormyrops kingsleyae
Lineage: Eukaryota; Metazoa; Chordata; Actinopteri; Osteoglossiformes; Mormyridae
Product: adhesion G protein-coupled receptor F5-like
Biological process (GO): cell surface receptor signaling pathway; adenylate cyclase-activating G protein-coupled receptor signaling pathway
Cellular component (GO): membrane
Molecular function (GO): G protein-coupled receptor activity
Source: RefSeq, a predicted model, not a curated record